CCCGGACAGCUCACAGCGGGACACCGGAGCCCAGCACCGGCCAGCAGCCCCCCGUCCACCGUCCGCCCGUCCGCCGCCCACCGUCCACUCGCCCGUCCACCCGCCCCAGCCGGCCGCCGUCUGCCCGAGCCCGCCACCAUGAGGGUCCCGCCGGCCUGCCUGCUCCUCUGCGCGCUGGUCCUGAGCAACUGCGAGGACAGCCACGAUCUUCACGCGGAAUCGGCUGCGGCAAGCUGUGGCUGUCUGAACGGAGGCACAUGUGUGUCCUACAAGUUCUUCUCCAACAUUCAUCGAUGCAACUGCCCGAAGCGAUUCCAGGGGGAGCACUGUGAGAUAGAUACGUUGGCAACUUGCUACCGGGGAAGCGGUCUGACUUACCGAGGGAAGGCCAACACCGACCACAUGGGCCGGCCUUGCCUGGCCUGGAACUCUGCCAACGUCCUUCAGAAUGAGUACCACGCCCACAGGCCCGACGCCCUCCCGCUGGGCCUGGGGAAACACAACUACUGCAGGAACCCGGACCACCGGAGGAAGCCCUGGUGCUUUGUGCAGGUUGGCCUGAGGCAGCACGUCCAGGAGUGCGCGGUGAACGACUGCUCUUUGCGAAGGAAUCCGCCCGCCAAAGCGGAGUUCCAGUGCGGCCAGAAGGCCCUGCGGCCCCGCUUUAAGAUUGUCGGGGGAGAGCCCACCAGCAUCGAGGACCAGCCCUGGUUCGCCGCCAUCUACAAGAGGCAGCGCGGAGGCUCUGUCACCUACAUGUGCGGGGGCAGCCUCAUCGGCCCCUGCUGGGUGGUCAGCGCCGCGCACUGCUUCAUUAAUCACCAGCAGAAGCAGGACUACAUCGUCUACCUGGGCCGGUCCAAGCUCAACGCCAACACGCCGGGGGAGAUGAAGUUCCAGGUGCAGACGCUCAUCCUGCACGAGGACUACAGCGCGGACACGCUUGCUCACCACAACGACAUCGCCUUGCUGAAGAUCACUUCCGACUCUGGCGAGUGUGCACAGCCAUCCCGGUCCAUACAGACCAUCUGCCUGCCCCCGAUAUACGGAGAUGCUCGCACUGGCACAAGCUGUGAGAUCGCCGGCUUCGGAAAAGAGAACAUCUCCGACUAUAUCUAUCCAGAGGAGCUGAUGAAGGCUUCUGUGGAGCUGAUUUCCCACCGGCAGUGUCAACAGCCCCACUACUAUGGCUCUGAAAUCACCACCAGAAUGCUGUGUGCGGCUGACCCCGAGUGGAAGAGAGAUUCUUGCAAGGGAGACUCAGGGGGGCCCCUGGUCUGCCCCGCCCAAGACCGCCUGGUUCUGACUGGGAUUGUGAGCUGGGGCAGUGACUGUGCCAUGAAGGACAAGCCGGGUGUCUACACGAGGGUCUCCCGCUACCUGUCCUGGAUCCGCACUCACACCGGGGAGGAGAAUGGCCUAGCCUCCUGAAUGGCCCGGCCCUCUGGGGGCCCCCCGGGAGCCACAGAGGAGAGCAGCGGAGAGCAGCGGCACCCAGCUCCCACACUGACCGGCAUUUCUGCAGCAGCUCUGUCCGCACCAGCCACGUAUAAGCAAGGGGCUGAGGAAGAGAGGCUCUGCAGAGGUGGUUUUGCUUGUGCUGCCCACCAGGGUGAGCAGCAACGGCUUUAUCCUCAGAUUCAGGACUGGGUGCUGGAUGCCCAGGUCCCCUCUGGCCAGGAUGGAGGGGUGGUCCUGACCCAGGAUGGUACUGACCAGUAGUCUGUUUUUUGUGUGUGUUUUUUGUUUGUUUGUUUUGUUUUCUGGAGAUAAAAAUGACAUCUCCUAUGCUUGGGAAGGAGAGGUAGCUCCCCUAACAGAGGACAUUCGUGAGGCCUAGUGUUGGGACAUGAAUCAUUUCCCAAUUAGGAAGUGCAACAGAACUGAGGUCUCUUGAGGGAGCUUGGCCAAUGUGGGAACAGUGGUUGGGGGAGCAGGGACGUUAAUAACUUGAGGGCAGGGCGCUGACAUUCCAUGAAUGUAUCAGGAAAUAUUAUAUAUGCAUGUGUACGUUUGCACACCUGUGCUCGGGCUGUGAGGAGUCAGAAUGAGUAAGAGCUGGUGUUCCUGUGUCUACGUCUAGAUAUUUCCCUAAACUGUAUGGACUAUGAAGCCACAUAUGACCUGUCAGGAGAGGGCAUGGGCCGUUCCUGGCACCUCUUGGGUCUCCCGUGCGAUGAAGCCUAUGAAUGCAUCAUUCUGGGCAGGGCUCGUGACCAGCAUUAAAAUUUCAGUUUCACUAUCACUUCACUGUCCCUUCCUUGGACACUUAUCCCUUCUGACCUUCCAGCCAAAUGCAUCCCGAUCCUCACUGAGUGGGGUGAGGACCACUCCUGUGUACACUGAAUAUUUAAUGACAUCCUGCUAUUUUUAUUUAUAUCUAUUUUUAUAAUUUUGAAUAAAGAUGAUUAAUAAAAUGUGA
This is a messenger RNA of Pipistrellus kuhlii (Kuhl's pipistrelle), 2422 nucleotides long. It is a transcript of the gene PLAU, whose product is annotated as plasminogen activator, urokinase. The transcript has 11 exons. The coding region runs from base 139 to 1431 and encodes 430 amino acids. Gene Ontology annotation, molecular function: serine-type endopeptidase activity. The record is from RefSeq and is a predicted model, not a curated record. Gene Ontology annotation, biological process: fibrinolysis; regulation of cell adhesion mediated by integrin; plasminogen activation. NCBI's taxonomy places the organism in Eukaryota, Metazoa, Chordata, Mammalia, Chiroptera, Vespertilionidae.